AUGCCAUACGAGUACCAGGACCUCCAAACGAGCGAAGACGAAGACGACAUCUACAUCCGACUCAUUGAGCUCUACCAUGGUCCCAAGACAGGACCUGUUGUUUGCCGUAUCAUCUCUACGUUACUUUCCGAAGCACCAGUAUUCGAAGCUGUAUCAUACUGCUGGGGUCAGUCCGAUCCUGGCACAAUAUACAUUACGGACAAAGACCCGGACUCUGCGCAGCAGUUGCUUGCUGAUGGCGCGCUCGCUGACAAUGCACUCAAUAUACCCGGAUCGUUGAUACCCUUCUUGCAACGCACUCAAGCACUUGGAAAUAGCAUGCUGCGCAUGUUUUGGAUAGACAGUAUAUGUAUCAAUCAGGAAAAUCAGAACGAGAAGAGUAUACAAGUGCCAAAAAUGAGAGAUAUCUAUCUGAAAGCGAAGUGGACACUGGCCUGGCUGGGUCCAGAGGCAAACGGUAGUAGCGGUGCACUUGAAUUUGCAAUCUCCCUGAACAAAGUGUUUACAAAAGAAUUGGCAAAGCCAGGUACCAACACACUCACUCCCGAGGGAGAAAAAGAGAACGAGGAGGUUGAUGUCAAAGUCGUGUUAGGCGAUCCCAACCUCGACGCACUGUUGAAGCUUCUGGAUCGGCCUUAUUUCGAGCGCGCCUGGAUCGUUCAGGAAGUCGUGAUAAGUGACACCGUGUGGAUGGUGUGCGGAAACACGGUCAUUAGCUGGGCGGCUUUCCUCGGAUCCUAUCUUUACAUUAUACAUUAUCACGCAUGGUUGUGGGAGUUCUAUUCCGGUACGAGGUUUUCGUUCCUCUUUGCGCUGAGACUCAGCGAGAUGGACUGGGAGAGACGCAGGGAGAUCGAAUGGUGGAGAGUGCUACUUCGACACCGAAUGUGCAUCUCGGGAGACCCAAGAGAUAAGAUUUACGCCCUCUAUGGGCUGGGAUGUAAACUUGCGCUUCAACAACUGGGUAUCGAGCCUGACUACGAAAACACAACGCCCGAGACACUAUUUACCCGGCUUGCCGUACGUUCGUUUGCAAAGGGUCAUGCGGAUGUUUUAAGAGUACCAAGGUUGGCCAUUACGCGUAAACAAGAAGGAGAAAAGGGAUUCGAGAAGAUAGUACUACCAUCGUGGGUACCAGAUUGGAGAUGGACAAUACAGACACCUAGUUCCAUGGACGCCGCCGAGGGUGAUGAGGCUCUGCUCCCGGGCCCAACAUACGACGUUUCGAAAGACUCUGCGUUCCAGGUUCGCUUCGAUGUUCCCGCUUGGAACACGUUCGUGGACACUGAACCUGAGCCCACACCGCUGCCGAAACUGAUAUGUGUGCGAGGAUUUGUCAUUGCUAGAGUCACCCAUCUUACGCCCCGGCCUUGGGAGAUACACACUCCUUCUGGACGUCAGACGCUCAUGGAACAAGGACGCCUUUUGCAAACGACCCAGCAGCAAGUUUACGAGUGGGAAACAGCCAUGCGACCCUUGAAACCAUCUCAGAUCUAUGACGCUACUGGCGAGCCCUACGACACCGCGACUUACGAAACCUUCAUGACCGGUACAUCAGUCUACACGUCUGCAGAGAAAGAGGCAGCUGCGCAAGGUUUCGAACGGCGGCAACGCAUCCUGCGCCUGAUACCUAUUUUCCACCUCCAGAAUUUCUUCAUAUUUUACCUGGUUUUCGUCCUGAUAGAACGUGUAUUGCGAUACUUUAGUUACACGCAUUCCGAAACGGCUUUCAGGAUCAUGGUCCUCAAUAUGACGAAUCGAAAAGGAGCUAGGCUGUUCAGUGAGGACGAAUCCUCACAAGAGCUUCUCGGAUUGGUACCGGGAAUCUGUGGGCUCGGUGAUUAUGUCGUGUUAGUCCAGGGUGUAAAACUGCCGCUUGUGCUAAGGUGGAAAGGUGAAGAGAUGGUGCAAGUAGACGAAAGUCGGAGGAAAACAGUGCCAGUAUGGGAGUUCCUUGGAAAUUCCUAUAUCCACGGGGUCAUGAACGGAAAGCGCUGGGAUGCGGGGAGGUGUGAGGAUCUUUGGAUUGGGUGAUAGGACCGCAUG
Dothidotthia symphoricarpi CBS 119687 is the source of this 2046-nucleotide messenger RNA. RefSeq lists its product as uncharacterized. Lineage: Eukaryota; Fungi; Ascomycota; Dothideomycetes; Pleosporales; Dothidotthiaceae. The transcript has a single exon. Bases 1 to 2034 code for a protein of 677 amino acids. The record is from RefSeq and is a predicted model, not a curated record.